Ochotona princeps (American pika) is the source of this 1331-nucleotide messenger RNA. It is a transcript of the gene ETV2, whose product is annotated as ETS variant transcription factor 2. The coding region runs from base 340 to 1329 and encodes 329 amino acids. Gene Ontology annotation, biological process: cell differentiation; regulation of transcription by RNA polymerase II. Lineage: Eukaryota; Metazoa; Chordata; Mammalia; Lagomorpha; Ochotonidae. Gene Ontology annotation, cellular component: nucleus. The transcript has 7 exons. The record is from RefSeq and is a predicted model, not a curated record. Gene Ontology annotation, molecular function: sequence-specific DNA binding; DNA-binding transcription factor activity, RNA polymerase II-specific.
CUGACCCCAGACCCUCCUCCACUGCCCUGCUCCACGCCCAUCACCUCGUGCACCGCCCCCAACCCCUGUGUCUCGCCCCACCCUCUGCUCUCCUUGCCCCAUCCCAGCCCAAGCCACCCUGGAGGCUCAGAGGCCAGUGCCCACGCCCUGAGGCAGGGGAUGCAGUGGGCCCCGCCCCCACCCCUGCAACUUGACCCAGGCUGCGACCACAGGCUCUGACGUCUUGGAAAAUUUCCCCCCUGCCCAAGUCCCCCAUGGGAGGGGAUGGGUGGUAUGAAAUGGGGCUGAGACCCCCAGUUGGGGGCAGAAGAAGUCGCCAGAGAACGCUCCGGAGCACCCAUGGACUUGUGGAGCUGGGAAGAAACGGCGCCGCAGGAAGUGCCCCAUGGGGACAAGCUGUCCGCGCUGGUGCCUGCAGAAGGAGCCGACUUCGGUUUUUAUUUUCCUGAACUGGCUCUCCCAGGGGACACGCCCACCGCGGAGACUAGCUGGAAAGAGCUGGCCUGGAGCCAAGCAUUACCGCCCACAGAUGGUAGCAGCCUGCAGCCUGCAGCUCCCUGGGGGACUGAUCCCGCUUUUCAGGCCCAGGCGUGGUCAGCCAACUGCACGGACUCGGUGUGCCCAGCCGACCCAGCGUGCCCCGCCUCAGACCCCUGGAGCCGCUUCUCCCACACCUGUGCUGGGGCUGAAGUGGCAACUGCCGCCUCGGCCUCAGAGGCCACUUCGUGGUCGUGUGCCCAGACCUCCAGGAGCACCACCAGCUGGGACUCUGCUGUGAGCCCCGACGGCGCCAUCUGCUGGGGCGACGGCCUGGGCGGAGAGCCGCUUGUGGAUUACACCGUGUCUUGGGGCUGGCCUGCGGGCUCCGACUGCAACAGCUCCUGGUACCCGGGGCCGCAGGCCGAAUGCGCCACGUUUUCGGGGUGCCAGAGUUCAGCUCUCACCUCUUCCUCCAAUCUGAGCCAGCCUUCCGACACUGCUAGUCUGGCUCGUGCCCCCAAAACCAACCACCGAGGUCCCAUUCAGCUGUGGCAGUUCCUCCUGGAGCUACUGCACGACAGGGCGCGUCGCAGCUGCAUCCGCUGGACAGGCAACAGCCGCGAGUUCCAGCUGUGCGACCCCAAGGAGGUGGCGCGGCUGUGGGGCGAGCGCAAGCGGAAACCAGGUAUGAAUUAUGAGAAGCUGAGCCGAGGCCUGCGCUACUACUACCGCCGGAACAUCGUGCACAAGAGCGGGGGACGCAAAUACACGUACCGCUUCGGGGGUUGUGUGCCGGGUCUCACCUCUCUGGACUUUGCGGGCGACGGACUGGGGGCAGAGACUCAAUAAAA